Messenger RNA from Heteronotia binoei (common prickly gecko), 1866 nucleotides. RefSeq names its product fibroblast growth factor 7 (gene FGF7). NCBI's taxonomy places the organism in Eukaryota, Metazoa, Chordata, Lepidosauria, Squamata, Gekkonidae. Gene Ontology annotation, biological process: animal organ morphogenesis; positive regulation of peptidyl-tyrosine phosphorylation; positive chemotaxis. The transcript is spliced from 4 exons. Gene Ontology annotation, cellular component: cytoplasm. Bases 531 to 1115 code for a protein of 194 amino acids. Gene Ontology annotation, molecular function: growth factor activity; type 2 fibroblast growth factor receptor binding. The record is from RefSeq and is a predicted model, not a curated record.
ACAGACUCAACACACAUACGAACACAUACAGCACACACUCUGAUACACAUGAGUGUGUGCGCGCACAUACACUUGCUUGCACACACCCUCUUGCGUGUGUUGAUUUAUGGAAACAAUUAUGAUUCUGUUGCAGUCUCUACCGAGCAAGGAAAGUUUGUAGCUACAGUAGAGUCUCAUGUUGCAAAAGGCAGACAACAGAAAUGGAAUACUUGUGUGUCCAGCUGUUAUCAAGAGGAGCAACGCAAGUGGUGAAUUCAAGUAGCAAAGGAAGUCACAGCAGCCAACAUUUUUGCAACCUGUUUCUUUAAAGGAUACCCUGGCAGAAAGAAGACUGAAGGGGAAACUCUCUUGUGAUACCUGUAUCUUAACAACAAAGUGUGGAUCAGAGUUCUGGAUGCAGGAGCAGCAGUUGCUUAAACACAAUUCACGGGAAGGCAGAGGGACAGGUCAAUGACCAAGGAGCAACCGUCUACUGAAGACUGAUUCUUUUUCAUUAUGUUGUUCAUGGGCACCCAGAACACUGCACUAUAAUGCACAAAUGGAUAUUGUCAUGGAUCCUGCCAACUCUGCUCUACAGAUCAUACUUUUACAUUAUCUUCCUGGUGAGCGCUAUAUCGUUCGCUUGCAAUGACAUGACCCCAGAGCAAAUGGCUACAAAUGUGAACUGUUCCACCCCUGAGCGACAUACCAGAAGUUAUGAUUAUAUGGAAGGGGGGAAUGUCAGAGUGAGAAGACUUUUCUGUCGAACUCAGUGGUAUAUCAAGAUUGAUAAGAGAGGCAAAAUAAAAGGCGUCCUGGAGCGGAACAGUAAUUACACUAUUCUUGAAAUAAGAACAGUGGCAGUUGGAAUAGUGGCAAUCAAGGGAGUGGCAAGUGAAUACUUUCUGGCCAUGAACAAGUCUGGGAAACUCUACGGAAAGAAAGUGUGCAAUGAGGACUGCAAUUUCAUAGAACUGAUUGAAGAAAACCAUUACAAUACAUACGCUUCAGCAAAUUGGACACAGAAAGGGAAGGAGAUGUAUAUUGCAUUGAAACAGAACGGUGCUCCUAAAAGAGGUUCAAAAACAAGUAAGGAAGACGUAUCUUCUCAUUUUCUUCCAUUUGCAGUAUCCUAAUCAUGCAUUGCCUGUGGAGAACCAGUUCCAGCAAAAAUGUUUUCAUUUUUAAAAAGGGGACGGUUUGAACGUGCAAGAUGGAGAAGCUGGAAUACUACUGAAACACUGAACAAGCUGGACUUGCGCAUUUAUGUUUAUUUCUAAGAGACUGCCUUUUAAGAAAAAAAAAUUGAAAAUAUACACAAAAUCAGAUUUUAGUAACUAAAAGUUGUAAAAAAUUGUAAAGAGUUGUACAAUCCUUAUGUUAGUAUAAGAGUAGCAUUGCGGAUUCUUAAGUUAAAUUUACUCUUUAAUUAAGCGUUUAAGUCAUGACUUGAUUAUCUGACAAUAUUUUUUUAUUUAAAAUAAACCUAUCUGCUUAAUUAAACAUGGCUGCUAUAAUAAUAAUAAUAAAGCAGAUGAAAAAUGUUUGUGUAAAAUACAUUUGGUCUUGAAGGCUGCUGGGAUGAUUCUGCAGAUUAUUGUUGGUACUCUUUGUAGAGGCUGAGCAGUAUUAAGUACUACCCAGGAAAAAGUGUGUGUUUGAAAAACAAAAAGAGAACAUUGGAUCACUGUGGUAUUCAGACAAUAAAGCUAGUGUGGAAGAUAGAGGUUGCACCAUUGCAAAACGUUCACAUGUAUUAGCUCAAAUACCUAAUGCUGCUCUGAUGAAAGAUGUUGCAAAAUAGUGUAUAUAAAAUAAUAUUAAUAAGGGAAAUGUACUUCAUCUCACUUUCCUCAAAAUAUCCUUUUAUAUAACGACGAAGUAAAA